CACGUCUCUGACCAUCUUUGACUCGACCUUUUCCACCUUACUGGUACCUCCUCGAAAUUGUCACCUCGGCAAUUAUGGUCGCUCGUGGAAGAGAAUGUCGUAUUGCGUACUUGAAACCUCUUUUUUCGAUUGAGUAUCCCUCUAAGAUGACUCUUCAGAAUUAUGGGAGCCACUGGGACUGGAAAGUCAACUUUCGUCAACCUUGCCAGUGGGUCCAAACUGCCUGUUGGGCGGGGUCUCCAGAGCUGCACCAGCGAUGUAAUGACUUCCAAGCCGUUCAUUCUGAAUGGAAAUAUCGUCACCUUAAUCGACACCCCGGGAUUUGAUGACACAAACCGUAGCGAUACUGAAAUCUUGAGAUCCAUCGCCGCCUACUUAUCCAACACGUACGAACAGGGUGCAAAACUUGCAGGCAUCAUUUAUAUGCAUCGUAUCUCUGAUACUCGAAUGGGGGGUACAUCUGCCCGGAACUUCCGCAUAUUCCGCGAACUAUGCGGCGAAAGUACGCUCCGGAAUGUUCUUAUCGUAACCACUAUGUGGUCAGAAGUCAGCCCCGAACUUGGGGAGGAGAGGGAACGAGAGCUUGCGAGCAAUGGCAAAUUCUUUAAACCCGUCCUCGACAAAGGUGCUCGGAUGUUGCGACACAACAACACUCGAGAGUCUGCCCAUGCUAUCCUUCGACACUUGGUCAAUGCACAAGCCCACACCUUACAAAUCCAGCACGAGCUUGUCAAUGAACAAAGAGAUCUUGCCCAUACCUCGGCAGGCGUGGAGCUUGGGCGUCUGCUGAAAGAUCAGGCGGAUCGUCACGAAGCCCAGCUGAAGGAAGUGCGCAGAGAGAUGGAAGAAGCUAUGCGCGUCAAGGAUGAACAGUCACGGAAAGAACUCCAACAAGUGGUCGACGAAAAAUUAUCUGAAAUAGAAAGAAUACGUCGAAAUGCUGAACAGAUGGCCGCGGACUUCGUCGCUGAGAAGGCGCGGCUUGAGGCCAGGAUCGCGGACAUGGAGAAAGAAAACAGGGAGCACCUGCGAAACCUAGAAGAACAUGCUCAACGAGAAAGAGAGCUAAUUGCCGCGCGUGAUGUGGCGGAAAGGAGGGCUAGCGAUCUAGAAAGAAAACUGGAGUAUGCGUCAACCGAACGGAGUACUAAGACAGAUAUCCCGGAACAGAGUGCACGUCCGAAGGAAAAGCGAAGCAAUCACGGGUCCACUCCAGAUGCGAAGGAACGCUACGCACCUAGACCCAGUCCUAACCCAGGGCGUACUCGCGACUCGAAUUCCGAGCAAGGGGAGAAGACAAGGAAAGAGAAAAAUCAGGAGACAUUCGUUGGAUCCCUCUUUUCCGGUGUUAUCAGUAUUAGGAAGGCCAUACUGGGGUUCUGAGGGACGAAUCUGGUAGAGGCCAGAGGAAAGCGGCACGCAGUUCUAUAUAUUACUAUACUACAAUCGCGUUGGUCAACGGACGGGAUAUGGGUUAUCUAUGUGUCCUCAGGAUAGUGACAAUAGUCUCGCUCUAUGCUCGCAGU
Molecule: messenger RNA, 1526 nt
Organism: Pisolithus orientalis
Lineage: Eukaryota; Fungi; Basidiomycota; Agaricomycetes; Boletales; Pisolithaceae
Product: P-loop containing nucleoside triphosphate hydrolase protein
Exons: 4
Coding region: 163-1383 (406 amino acids)
Molecular function (GO): GTP binding
Source: RefSeq, a predicted model, not a curated record